AUGCAUAAUAUGCUAGAUCCUUCCCAGAUGCAUAAUAUGCUAGAUACUGCCCAGAUGCAUAAUAUGCUAGAAACUGAUCAGAUGCAUAAUAUGCUAGGAACCUGCUCGGCUGGUCCACUGGGCAAGAAUUUUGUUACGGUCUUCAUGCAGAACUACCAGUUAUCUUACAGUACUGGCACCUUCAAGCUCUUCAUUACUGGGUACAACCCUUCCACUACAGUAACUGUGUGGAUGAACAAAUCCAGCUUCAAACAGGUCUUAAAUGUAAAUGACCGAUCGACUCUCACUGUCCAGAUCCCUAAAAAUGCAGAGUUGCCAGGUGUCACUAAAUCCUGCAAUGUAAUAGUAAUCCAGGCUGAUAAAGAGAUCUCAGUCUUGUCCCUGAACUUUAAGUUACAAAGUGCUGACACUAGUAUUGUGUAUCCUGCUGAAGACCUUGGUAGUGACUACUAUGUGGUGACACCUCUGGGUGGCCCUGAUGAUGGGUUUAAGGAAUUUUCUGUUGUCAGCACUGAAGAAGCUACCAAUGUAGACAUCUAUCUCACAGGGGCUGUUACGUAUCAAGAGAAACUCUACCCAGCUAACUCAAAGCUGACUGUCCUUCUAGAAGCUUAUAAUGCUCUUCAGCUACUCAGUAAAGAUGAUCUCUCUGGGACCAGAGUGGUAUCUCAGAAGCCUGUAGCAGUCUUGAGUGGUCACACAUGUACAUGGAAGAACACAAAGUGCAAUCAUGUAUAUGAGCAACUCAGGCCAGUACCUAGCUGGGGUAACACUUUCAUCAUACCGCCAAUCUUCCUACAGACAAAGCCUGAUAUUCUAUAUGUGGUAGCUUCUCAGAAUACAAAGAUCAGUUACCAAAUUGGCCCAAAUAAAUCAACUCAAGACUUAAGUGCAGGGCAAGUAAUUCAGCUGGCAAUCCCAGUCUCAACAUCCAUUUACCUUUCGGCUAGUGCUGGAAUCCAGGUUAUGCACUACUGUACUGGUUGGGCAGAUAGGCUUUCAACACAAUAUGACCCUUUUCUGAUGACUAUCCCACCAGUAAGCAGCUAUUGCACUUCCUACUACAUCUAUGGCCAACAAGACUUUGAAAACUACGGCACAAUAGUUGCAAAGACCACAGACAUCUCUAAAAUUCUCGUCAACAAAAGCCCUGCCGAAGAUUUAUCUUGGAAUAACAUCCCUGGAAGUGAUUACUCAUGGGCAGCUCAGAGAUUAGUAAGAGGCUUCAGCUUCCAAUUGGUUGAGAACCCGGCUUCACCUUUUAUGUUGCUGUCGUAUGGAUUUAUCAGUCUUAACAGCUAUGGAUCCCCAGCUAUGUGUAUUAACACUAACUCUGGUCCAUCUUGCAGCACCGUAAAAUGCAGAGCUAGAGAGACAUGCAAGAUGUCCAAUGGAAAACCAGUGUGUGUUCCGGACUCUGAGGCCUUUUGUCAUGCUCUUGGUGAUCCCCAUUACCGCACUUUUGAUGGUCGCUUCUAUGAUUUCCAAGGCACCUGCAGUUACACCAUUGCCAAGACUUGUGGUAGUGACAGUAGCCUUCCAGCUUUUAAUAUAGCAGCCAAAAAUGAAAAUCGAGGCAAUACCCGUGUGGCCUAUGUCAGCUAUGUUACAGUUGAAGUGUACGAGUACACAGUAUCCAUAGUGAGAUAUGAAUAUGGCUUUGUCAGGGUGAAUAAUCAACGUCAAAGUCUCCCCUUCAGUCUGAAUGAUGGACAGGUCCGUCUCUAUCAAUCUGGUGGCUAUGUUGUCUUUGAAACUGACUUUUCCUUGAAGGUUUACUAUGACUGGAACUCUGUCCUAAAAAUAUACAUCUCCAGUAGCUUUUACAGCAGUGUUUGUGGCCUGUGUGGAAACUACAAUGGAAACCCAUCAGAUGACCUCAUGAAACCAGAUGGCACUCAGGCUCCUAAUUUGCUUGAGUUUGGCAAAAGCUGGAAAGUGGAAGAUGGUGACCGGUUCUGCUGGGACAACUGUAACGGGGAGUGCAAGACCUGCCCUCUCGAAACCCAAAAAACAUAUGCAAGUGAACAAAGUUGUGGCCUUCUAUCUAAGGUGCUUGAUGGUCCCUUCCGUCAAUGUCAAUCUGUCAUAGAUCCAAAGCCUUACCUUGAUAACUGUGUCUAUGAUCUGUGCAUGAAUGCGGGUUCCAAGCAGAUUCUCUGCCAGAGUUUGAAAGCCUAUGCUGACGCCUGCCAGAGAAGCAAUGUUCAGAUUGCAGAAUGGAGACAAGUCUCCGGAUGUCCAAUGCAGUGCCCUGACAACAGCCAGUACAAGCUAUGCGCUCAAGCAUGUCCACUUACCUGUAACGAUGAUGCUGUACCAUCUGUGUGCUCUAACUCAUGUGUGGAGACCUGUCAGUGUAAGGAUGGAUACGUUCUAGAUGGAGGAAAGUGUAUACCCAAGGCCAACUGUGGAUGCGUCUACCAAGGGAAGCUGUACGCAGCCAAUGAGAAGUUCUGGGGUGACAAAAAGUGUGAGAACCAGUGCACUUGCAAUCCUGCCACCAGGAAGGUUGAAUGCAAAUCCACCCGGUGUAAGUCUUCAGAGAAAUGUUCAGUGGUCAAUGGCCUCCAAGAUUGUUAUCCCGUAUCUUAUGGCACUUGCUCGGCUUCAGGAGAUCCCCACUACAUCUCCUUUGAUGGAGUGAGAUAUAACUUCCAGGGUACAUGCAUCUACCAGUUUGUUGGACUCUGCAAGAAAUCACCAGAUCUGGUGGACUUUCAAGUCAAUACUCAGAAUGAUAACAGAGGGAAUAAAGUUGUAUCUUAUGUUUCUGUAGUCCAAGUCAAGGUCUGUAACUUUGAUAUUGUCAUCUCCAGGCAGUACAAGAACAAGAUUUUGCUGAAUGGUAUAUUAACAAACCUCCCCUUCAUAGUGGAUAAUGGCAAGCUGUCCAUCUACAAGCAGGGUGACACAGCUAUAGUCCAGACAAACUUUGGUUUACGUGUCUCUUACAACUGGGACAGUCGUGUUGCUGUCACAGUUCCUGGUAGCUAUGCUGGAGCCGUAUGUGGUCUUUGCGGCAACUUUGAUGGUGACCAGAGAAAUGACUUCCUAAUGAAAAACAACCAGCUGACCACCAAGCCAACCGACUUUGGCAAUAGCUGGAAGGUGCAAAAUGUGCCUGGUUGCUAUGAAGAUGACAAAGCAGAGUGCCCCAAGUUAGCAGAACUGGAACUCCGACAUAUUAACAACAAGCAAGGAUGUGGAAUUAUUACAGACAAGAAUGGACCUUUCCGUGAGUGCCACGCCAAGAUAGACCCACAAGGAUACUUCAAGAGCUGUGUGUAUGACGCUUGCUACUACGAAGGCAGAGAUGAUAUUCUUUGCAAACUAAUAGCCAGCUAUGCAGUCUUGUGCCAAGAGGCUGGAGUCACCAUAUACCCAUGGAGAACCAACAAGUUCUGCAGUCCAGAAUGUCCAAAGAACAGUCACUAUGAAGUAUGUACAACUGGCUGUGCUCCAACAUGUCUAUCACUCUCACCUCCACUAGGAUGCAACCCUACAUGUUCUGAGGGAUGCGAAUGUAAUGAUGGUUUUAUCCUAAGUGGUGGAGACUGUGUCCCCAUUAACCAGUGUGGCUGCAGCUACAAUGAUAAAUAUUAUCAGUCUGGGGAAAUAUUUUUCCCCAGUGGGUUGUGUAACCAGCAGUGUGUAUGCACAUCUAGUGGAGUGGUGCAGUGUAAGGCUUACACAUGUGGACCCAAUGAAGAAUGUAAAGUUGUCAAUGGAGUCCAGAAAUGUCAACCAGUGGGUUCUGCUCAGUGUUCUGCAGCUGGUGAUCCUCACUACAUGUCAUUUGAUGGACUGGCCUUCAAUUUCCAAGGUACCUGCACCUAUACCCUCACCAAGCUUAUUACAAACAGAGAAAACUUGGUACCUUUUGCCAUCAAUGUGGAAAAUGAAAAAUGGGGCGAUGGAAAGGUUUCUGUCACUAAACUGGUGUCUCUUGAAGUCUACGGAUACAACUUAAUUCUUCAAUAUAAUGUCCAAGGUCGGAUUAAGAUUAAUGGAGUCUACAGUUACCUCCCAGUGACCUUAGAAGAUGGCAAGAUACGAGCUUACCAGCACGGCAUGAGGGUCAUCAUUGACACCGAUUUUGGUGUUCAGGUGAACUAUGACCUGGUCUACCAUGUCAUAGUGACCGUUCCUGGAAACUACAAGGAACAGUUGGGUGGCCUGUGUGGCAAUUACAAUGGCAACAAAAAUGAUGACUUCCAGCUCCCCGACAAGAGUCUGACUGCAGAUGCCACCAUAUUUGGAGGUUCCUGGAAGGUCCAGAUCCCUGGCGUAAUUUGUGACAAUGGGUGUGGUGGCAGUGGUAAUGCUUGUCCAUCCUGUGAUGACCGAAAAGUAGAAAUCUUCAAGACUGAGAUCUACUGUGGAUUCCUAAAGAAGCCUGGAGGCCCCCUGAGCGCUUGCUAUGCCACUAUUAACCCUGAUACAUACUUCAACAACUGUAUCUAUGACCUGUGUGCUGGAGCUGGGGACGGAGGCAUCCUCUGCAACAGCAUUCAUAGCUAUGUUGCUGCAUGCCAAGCAGCCGGUGUCACCAUAAAUCCAUGGAGAACUGACGCAUUCUGCCCGAUGACCUGCCCAGCCAAUAGCAAAUAUAAAGUCUGUGCUGAUGUAUGUUCUACAACCUGUGCUGGGAUCACCGAUCCUGCCGUAUGCCCCACCACAUGUUCGGAGGGCUGCGAGUGUAACGAUGGCUUCUUCUUUGAUGGGACGGGCUGUGUGUCAAUGAACAAUUGUGGCUGCUUUGAAGAUGGACAAUACUAUCAGCCUAAUCAGCCAGUUCUAUCCAACGACUGUAAAGAAGUUUGCACAUGCAGUCCAAUGGGGGGACUGCUCUGCGAGGACACCGGCUGUGCGGCGGAUGAGACGUGUCAGAUUACGGAUGGUAUUGUGGGAUGUGUUAAUAAAGAUCCAUGUAAGUCCAAAAAAUGUAGGAUCCAGGAAACUUGCAAAGUGCAAGAUGGAAAACCAGUCUGCGUUCCAAAUUACACUGGUACCUGUUGGGCGUGGGGAGACCCUCAUUAUCACACUUUCGAUGAUUAUAACUAUAACUUCCAGGGAACCUGCACAUAUGUCCUAUCUAAAUAUGGCGGCGGGGAUGACGGCUUGGUACCAUUUACAAUUGAAGAGAAAAAUGACAACAGAGGAACACAAGCCGUGUCCUAUGUCAGAACGGUCAACAUAUACAUGUACGGGUAUAAGAUUACCAUUAUGAAGGGCGAGUUUGGUAAAGUUCGGGUAAAUGAUGAAAUCACCAACCUUCCACUGAGAUUAUUAGAUGGAAAGAUCACGGCAAGUAUCAGUGGUGUCAAUGCCGUGGUAAAUACUGAUUUUGGCCUUCAGGUGACCUACGAGUAUAACUGGCAUGUUGUGGUCACACUCAGCAGCAGCUACUAUGGACUUACUGUUGGUCUUUGUGGCAACUUUAACAAAAAUAACAAAGACGAGAUGAUCACUGCUGACAACAAAGCAGUUACUUCCAUCAUAGACUGGGCUAAGAGUUGGAAAGUCAAUGAUCGGGAUCCUUUCUGCUUUGACUACUGCCCGGGACUCAAUUGUCCAACUUGUGAUGACAGCAAGAAGGCCAUGUAUGGAGAUGAAAAGAGAUGUGGCCUCAUCAGCAAAGUCAAUGAUGGGCCAUUCAGAGAGUGUCACUUGAAAGUUAACCCCGACAAUUUUUUCGAUAGCUGCUUAUAUGAUGUCUGCGUUAAUGGUGGAUCUAACCAAUUCCUAUGCCAGGCUCUCACUGUCUAUUCCAACACCUGCCGAAAACAGGGCAUUAAAAUAUAUGAUUGGAGGACACCUUCUGGAUGCACCUUGCCAUGUCCUGCAAACAGUCACUAUGAGUUCUGUGGAAACGCUUGUCCAGCCACAUGUACGGAUCGUACUGCUCCAUCCCGGUGCACUGAUGACUGUGUGGAGACCUGCCAGUGUGACGAUGGUUAUGUUCUCAGUGUAGAUAAAUGUGUGAAGGCUUCAAGCUGUGGUUGCACUUACAAUGGUGCCUACUACCAACCAAACCAGGAAUUUUGGUCCGAUGACAACUGCCGCCUUCUCUGCAAGUGUGAUCCAAACCUUGGCAUUGUGGUCUGUAAGGAAAACAGUUGUAAAUCAAGUGAAAGGUGCAUGGUAGUGAAUGGAGUGCGUGGCUGUCAACCCAUAAGCUUUGCCACGUGCACGGGCAGUGGAGAUCCUCACUACACAACUUUUGACAACAAGAGAUUUAACUUCAUGGGAACCUGCAUAUACCAACUGGUUGGUGUGACCUCCAAUGAUGCAUCACUGACCCGUUUUACUGUCAAGGUCCAAAACAACAACCGUGGUGGGAACACAGCUGUCUCCUACACCAAAGUGGUUACACUGGAAGUCUACGAUAUGGUUUUGACUCUUAGCAUGGACUACCCUCGUCGUAUUUUGGUUGAUGGCGUUGUCACAUCACUGCCAUUUUAUUUCCAAACGAACAAAGUUGUGGCGUACAUCAGUGGCAGCCAAGGCAUUAUUAAGACAGACUUCGACGUUACUGUAACAUAUGACUGGAACAGUUAUGUGUCAGUGACUAUACCAAGCACUUAUUCCAAUGCUGUUGGUGGCUUGUGUGGAAACUACAACAAGAAUCCCAAUGAUGACUUUGCCAUGAAGACUGGCGGAACAGCAUCAAACGAGGUUCAGUUUGGUAACAGCUGGAAAGUUGGUGAGGUUGCUGGUUGUACACCAGAGUGUACCAAGAACUGCCCUCUAUGUUCUGAAGCUCAAAAGCAAGCGUACAAGAGUGAGAAAUACUGUGGACUUAUCACCAAGCCUAAAGGACCAUUCAGCCAGUGUCUCUCAGUUGUUGACCCGACUCCUUUCUUCAAUGACUGCAUUUUCGAUGCCUGCCAAUACAAGGGACAUCCUUCAUCCUACUGUAAUGCCAUAGGUCUCUAUGUGGCCGCCUGUCAGGCUGCUGGUGUCACACUUCAAGAAUGGAGAUCGGCUUCUUUCUGCUGUCCAUCCUGCCCUGCAAACACUCAUUAUGAAUUGUGCGGAAAUGCCUGUCCAGUCACCUGCUAUGGGUUGUCAUCACCGACUGGCUGUGACUCUCUUUGCAAAGAAUCUUGUUACUGUGACAAUGGUUUCAUAAUGAGUGGUCACAAAUGUGUUCCCAUUGCCCAGUGCGGCUGUGUCUAUCAAGAUAAAUAUUAUCAAAACAACGAAGUCUUCUAUCCUAAGGGUCAAUGCAAUGAGAAAUGCCAGUGUGGGGCUGAUGGCAUUGUCAAGUGCCAAUCAGAACGUUGUGGACCUGAGGAAGAAUGCAAACUGGUCAAUGGGGCUUGGGGAUGUCAAUCUAAAGAGUGUGGCAGAUGUGAGGCUUCUGGAGAUCCACAUUACAUUUCCUUUGAUGGUCUCAAAUUUGACUUCCAAGGCACUUGCACAUACACUUUUGCAAAGGUUGUGGUGGUUGACCCACGUCUUGUGGACUUCUCUGUGGUUGUUGAGAAUGAAAGCUAUGGAAAUGGUAAUGUUGCUGUGACAAGACUUGUGGUGGUGUCUGUAUAUGGUUACACUGUGGCCAUUGCAAGAGACAUGAGAUCAGCAGUAAAGGUUGAUGGAGAGCUCAACAAAUUGCCAUUGACCUUAGAAGAUGACGGUAUCGUAGUAAAUCAAGAAGGGAACAAUGUUGUCUUACAGACAGACUUUGGUUUGAAGAUUCUGUAUGAUACGAUUUACCAUGUAGUCCUUAAUAUACCUAGUUCAUACCGUGGCAAGAUGGGUGGUCUCUGUGGCAACUUCAACGGUGAUAACAAAGAUGAAUUCCAACUUCCCAGCAAAGAGGUUGCCAAAUCUGUGAAUGAGUUUGGGGCAGCCUGGAAAGUGAGCAUUGCUGGUGCCAAGUGCAGUGAUGGCUGUGCUGUUGGAGAAUGUCUAGUAUGUGGGGAUGCCAAGCUCCAACCAUUUAAGGCUACGUCUUCUUGUGGCAUGAUCACUAACCCAGCUGGGCCAUUUAAAGAUUGCCAUUCCAAGAUUAACCCAACUGAAUAUUUUAACCACUGCAUCUAUGACUCUUGUGCUGUUGAUGGAAAAGAUGAUAUUGUGUGCAAGGGGAUCCAGGCCUAUGCAGCAGCUUGCUAUACUGUUGGUGCUACUCUAAGCUCUUGGCGAACACCAGCAUUCUGUCCUAUGUCCUGUCCAGCAAAUAGUCAUUAUGCACUUUGUACCAGAACCUGUGAGCAAACUUGUUCUGGGAUUACCGAGCCAAUGCGAUGUACAGAUCGAUGUUUCGAAGGUUGCGAGUGUGACGCCGGCUAUGUGUUGGACGGAGAUAGAUGUGUCACCAUGGACAAAUGUGGAUGUGUAUUUAGUGGACGAUACUUGAGUGAGGGCGAGUCCUUUGUCUCGGCAGACUGUACCCGUCAAUGUAAUUGCCAAGCUGGCGGUGUGACCUGUGCAGCAGUUUCAUGUAGUUCCACGGAGCGCUGUGGUCUUGUCAAUGGUGUGCGAGGUUGCUACAAGGUGGAAGGCCAAUGUUCUGUAGGCCCACAGAAGUUGGUCACUUUUGAUGGACUCUCAGGAGGAUCUAUAGGAAUUGGCCCUGUAGAGGUUGCUUCUCUGUGUGAUAUGGAUGCAUCCGGGUGGUUCAGAGUUCUUGCCGAUAUCCAGAGCUGUGGAGUAGAAGCAAAAUCUGUCUCCAGACUUCAUAUCUUCAUUCGUGGUGGCCUAGUGACCAUCUCCAAGGACAAGGAGGUCUGGGUGAAUGGUCGCUUGGCUGCUCUUCCCACUGUUUCUGGCAUUGUGUCAGUAAGUGCUGUGGAUAGUUCCAUCUCUAUCCAGAUUUCCACAAACUUGAAGAUUGAGUUUAGCAGCAGUGGAAGCCUCUUGCUCCGGGUCUCCGAGGGUCUGUCUGAGGCAGUUUGUGGGGUCUGUGGAAACUUUAAUGGAGACUCCUCUGAUGACCUCAGAGCUCCUGGAGGAAAGGUGGUCAAGGAUAUUUUGCAACUUAUAGCAUCUUGGAGAGCUCGUGACUUCAGUUGUAACGCAUGAGGCACAAUGAAGAUCCCUGACAGAACCUAGAGGAUGUUCCCUGUGACCCGAAUGACCAGAAGAUCUCUCCUCUCUGAAGAUAUUGAAUGAAUGACAGUAUACAUGUUAGAUACAUUGAAAGAGUUUACAUGGGAAAACCUUUAUAUUCCAGUGACCAUCAGACUUUUUGUUCCAUAGACUUUUAUCCUGCAACUUUUACGUAACACAUUGCUUUUAUUUGUCUUUACUUUUUCACCAAGACCUUUAUCUUUUAAAUUCUCCCUCCAGAGCUCUUAGAGACGGCACAGAGCAGCUUUGUACAAUAAAUGCAGUUGGUUCUACAGAUCUGAUUGGUCACAUCUAUUGGCAAAGACAGCUAGUUGUAAAUACUGCAGAUAUCUCCAGUAUUACAGACAACAGGAGUUGGAAGUUGGAGCAAGUCAGAGGAUCAGAUGUGGACGGAGAAAUUAGGGCCUAGAGGGGGUGGAAUGUAAAGGUGUUAAUGUAGCAGUCUGACUACAAGGUCGCCCUUCGGGUUGUGUAUUUACAGUAACACAAGACAUUACUAACGUACUGUGGGACUGAUUCAGCCAUAGACGCAAAGCUGAUGUUUCACGUUAAUGAGCGAAUAUCGUCAGACUGCGCGUGUGCCAUGAUCGCAUCAAGGUGCCGCUGCAAUACCGCUUGCAAAGAGAAUUUAAUCGCAAAGUGAUUGUCAGUAAGGGACCGUUUGGGAGAGGUAACGGGGAGUUGCCUUAAAAACUGAGGCAUGUCAUGCCCAUUUUCUGGGUGUGUAUCUGACGUUAGCUGCAAGCUCUUACGAACAGAAACAUGGCGCCUGCCGUGUCCAGUCUGCGCAUUUUUAGGUCUAACCUUAAGCUCGAUAUUCUUUGUUUCUGCAUAUAGUCUGCGAAUGUGUGCGCAAUUGUGAACGAGUUGCGGCAGCCCCUCUGGGUGUCUGUUAUCAUUUCCGGAUGGCAGCUUCACUUGCGAUAUCAGCAGUUACAAAGCCGAAAAAAAUCACACUUACAAUUGCAUUUGCGUCUACAACUGAUUCAGGACCUCAGACAUUUAAAAAAUACUAUAACCCGACUUUUUUCCAAUGGUUCUCAGUUUCACUACUUUGCACUUUAUUUUAGAUGAAGGAUAUUUUAUUCUUACAACCCUAAUGCUGCAACUCUACGUAAACUGCCAGCCUGACGCAGAUAACUGCCCUCCACAGUGCAUCAGUGACAAGUGUCUACAUUUUUACUUACUAGCAUGGGCGCAAGAUUAAUGGGACAGAGGGUCUAGAGGAUACAAGUGUUCUUAUCAGGGGAUCGACAUUGUGUAUAUUUCAUCUGAGUAACUGGGACUGUAUGUAAAAAAUAAAUCUGUAACAUUGUUUGUAAUAUCGUGAUUAUACUGCUUUAAUAAAAAGUUGGUAAAUCCUUA
Pseudophryne corroboree (corroboree frog) is the source of this 10449-nucleotide messenger RNA. Its product is annotated as IgGFc-binding protein-like. Lineage: Eukaryota; Metazoa; Chordata; Amphibia; Anura; Myobatrachidae. Bases 1 to 9036 code for a protein of 3011 amino acids. Gene Ontology annotation, molecular function: protein binding. The record is from RefSeq and is a predicted model, not a curated record. The transcript is spliced from 20 exons.